AUGGAUACAUCUGUGGUCAAUGCUUUUGGCCUAUUGCUCUGUAUCUCUUGCCUGCUUCUCUUUUUAGCAUGGAAAAAGGACUAUGGAGGAAGAGGAAAGCUUCCACCUGGUCCUGCUCCAUUUCCCAUUAUUGGCAAUAUACUGCAAUUGGACCUGAAGAAUGUUCCUGAAUCUUUGUGCAAGGUAACAAAAGAGUAUGGUCCAGUAUUCACUCUGCAAAUGGGUUUUCAGCGUGUAGUUGUGUUACAUGGAUACAAAGCAGUGAAAGAAGCUCUGAUUGAUCACGGAGACAAGUUUGCUGCCAGAGGAUCUAUUCCAGUUUUUGAAUUCAUCAGCCAAGGAUUAGGAAUUGUUACAAGCAAUGGAGAGAGAUGGAAACAACUCCGCCGAUUUGCCCUCAUGACCCUAAGGAAUUUUGGGAUGGGGAAGAAGAGCAUUGAAGAGAAUGUCCAAGAAGGGGCCAAAUUACUUGUGGAGGCAAUAAAACAAACAAAAGGAUUACCAUGUGAUCCUACAUUCAUCCUUGGGUGUGCUCCUUGCAAUGUAAUCUGCUCUCUCAUUUUCCAGAAACACUUUGACUACAAUGACCCAAAAUUUCUAUAUUUAAUGAAACUUUUAGAUGAUGAUCUGAAGCUCUUGAGUUCCCCGUGGAUUCAGGUCUACAAUAAUUUUUCACCUCUAAUACACUAUCUUCCUGGAUUGCAUCACAAACUAUUUAAAAUUACUAAUUUACAAAAAAAAUUUAUUUUGGAAGAAGUGAAGGAACACCAAAAGAGACUGGACCCUAAUAAUGUUCGGGACUUCAUUGAUUGCUUUCUGAUUAAAAUGGAGCAGGAAAAGCAAAAACCACAGUCUGAAUUUACCAUUGAAAACUUGAUCAAUACUGCAGUUGAUCUAUUUGCUGCAGGAGCAGAGACAACAAGCACCACCCUGAAAUAUGGAUUCUUGAUGCUCUUGAAGCAUCCUGAGAUAACAGAAAAAAUUCAUGAAGAAAUUGAUCGUGUGAUUGGCCAUGAUCGAAGUCCUUGCAUGGAGGACAGAAUCAAGAUGCCUUACACCAAUGCUGUCGUUCAUGAGAUACAGCGAUACAUUGAUCACAUCCCCUCCAGCCUGCCCCAUGCAGUGACUCAAGAUGUUCAAUUCAGACAAUAUCUUAUCCCCAAGGGUACCACUGUAAUACCAUUACUGACUUCUGUUCUGUAUGAUGAUAAAGAGUUCCCCAAUCCUCAUCAGUUUGAUCCAGGUCACUUCCUGGAUGCAAGUGGCAACUUUAAGAAGAGUGACUAUUUCAUGCCUUUUUCAGCAGGAAAACGGAUAUGUCUUGGUGAGGGCUUGGCUCGAAUGGAAUUAUUUCUGUUUUUUACUACUGUCCUACAGAAUUUUACCCUGAAAUCUCUCAUUGACACAAAAGAUAUUGAUACCACUCCAAUUGACAGUGGAUUUAGCAGAAUACCCCCCUCCUUUAAGCUCUGCUUCCUCCCUUACCAAAACGCGUGAAGGUCUAUCCCUAGUUCUAAUUGCUGUAGAAUCUCCUCAUGUGCUCUGAAUAAACUGUACUCAUUUCCUUCCAUGGAAAUGAAAGCCUUUUAUUAUUUUAACCCAAUAUACCCUUCUAGCCUCAUCUAAUACUCCCAUUGCCUUUUGUCAAAAGGGAUGACUUUACCCCCCACAUUAUCCAGAAAUUGUCUGUUCCUGGAAUAUUUCUUCUCUUCAACUCCAUUGAUUGAAAUCCUACCUAUACUUCAAAUCAGAAUUCAGAUGACACAUCUCUAUGACUUUCUUUGUCCUUAUGGUCUGUACCACACAAUUAAAUACUGAAUUAUAAA
Gracilinanus agilis (Agile Gracile Mouse Opossum) is the source of this 1826-nucleotide messenger RNA. Its product is annotated as cytochrome P450 2C42-like. Gene Ontology annotation, cellular component: cytoplasm; intracellular membrane-bounded organelle. Bases 1 to 1497 code for a protein of 498 amino acids. Gene Ontology annotation, biological process: xenobiotic metabolic process. Gene Ontology annotation, molecular function: heme binding; oxidoreductase activity, acting on paired donors, with incorporation or reduction of molecular oxygen, reduced flavin or flavoprotein as one donor, and incorporation of one atom of oxygen; iron ion binding. NCBI's taxonomy places the organism in Eukaryota, Metazoa, Chordata, Mammalia, Didelphimorphia, Didelphidae. The record is from RefSeq and is a predicted model, not a curated record. The transcript is spliced from 9 exons.